GCCCUCUGCAUGGCUGCCCUCACAGGGAGGGGCUGAGAGGCUCUGGCUGAGUCCCACUGUGGGCAGGACCAAGGGAUGCAAUAAACACAGGUUGUUUGUCUCCAUCUGCCCUGCAAAGGUUCACAGGGGCCGUCACCUCCUGAGGUGCUGCCCUGUGCCUGCCUCCCCAGCUGGCUGUGCCUCCUGCCUCUCCCCUGGGACCAGCACUGCAGGCACUGGGGUGCAGGAGGUGAUGAAAUGUGGGUGAUGAGAGGCAAUGUCCUGCCCAGCUUUGCCUGGUCGGAGCUCUGUACACAAGGGUUGGUACAUUCCUAUCAAGGGCUGAGCAAGGAGCAGAGUUUGAGUCCACAUCCAUGGAUUCAUUGCUCAUGAAAGCCUGGGGAGAGAGCAGGGUGCUCGGUGCACAAGUGACCCAGGUGCUCCCCAUCCCCACCGUUAUCCCAGCUCAGAGCUGCCCAUAGCAGCCUGGGACAGGGCAUUGCCCUGCCUGGCACCACAGCACCGUGCCCAGGGCAGGAUUUAAUGCUAUCACUGCACUUCCUCUUGUCCCUGCAUCUGUCUGUGCCCCAAGCCCAUGUGUGCCCAGCAGGUACAGGGCCUUGUGCCAAGGAGGUGACACGAGCCCAGGCCGCAGCCUUUGCACUCGGCAGAGAUGUGGUGACACACACCUCCACACACCCUGCUAGGGCUGAUCCCUGUCCAAAGUCCCUCCCACAGCUGCUGGAUUUACAGACACUGCCAGCAGCAUUGGCCUGUCAGAUCUCAGCAUGCAGCUCCUGGCAUCCCUCAGCCUCUGCCUCUGCGCAGGGUUCAGCACCGCUGUCAUUCCAGCGGAGGAGGAGAAUCCAUCCUUCUGGUACAAGCAGGCAGCUGCAGCCAUCGAUGCCUCCUUAAAACUCCAGCCGAGGAUACAUGAAGCCAAAAACCUCAUCAUUUUCCUUGGGGAUGGAUUUGGGAUCCCUACCAUCACAGCCACCCGCAUCCUCAAGGCACAACAGCAGGGGAAGCUCGGCCCUGAGACCCCUCUUGCUCUGGAUGCUUUCCCCUACGUGGCUCUGUCUAAGACCUACAAUGUGGACAGGCAGGUCCCUGACAGUGCAGGGACUGCCACAGCCUAUCUCUGUGGGGUGAAGGGCAACUACAAGACCAUUGGGGUGAGCGCAGCCGCCCGCUACGGGGAGUGCAGCACCACAUUUGGCAACGAGGUGAUCUCAGUGAUGGAGCAAGCCCGCAAAGCUGGGAAGGCAGUGGGCAUCGUGACCACGACGCGGGUGCAGCACGCCUCACCCUCGGGAACCUACGCUCACGUGGUGGACAGGAACUGGUACGCGGACGCCAGCAUGCCCCAGGAGGCGCGGCAGCAGGGCUGCAAGGACAUCGCCUGGCAGCUGGUCCACAACGUUGACAUCAACGUGAUCCUGGGUGGUGGUCGGAAAUACAUGACCCCCGCGGGGACGCCGGACCCCGAGUACCCCGCCGACAGCAGCCAGAAUGGGAUACGCGAGGAUGGCAACAACCUCAUCGACAUGUGGCUGGAGGCACGGCCGGGUGCCCGCUAUGUCUGGAACAGGACAGAGAUGCUGGCAGCUGCUGCCGACCCCAACGUGAAUUAUUUGAUGGGUCUCUUUGAACCCGUGGACACAAAGUACAACCUGGUGCGUAACACCACCCUGGACCCGUCUCUCACCGAGAUGACAGAGGCAGCCAUCACCGUCCUGAGCAGGAACCCCAAAGGCUUCUACCUCUUUGUGGAAGGUGGCAGAAUCGACCACGGCCACCAUGACGGUGCAGCCCAUAAGGCACUGACAGAGGCGGUGGAGUUUGACUGGGCCAUCGAGCGGGCGGGCACCAUGACAGACGAGGCUGACACCCUCACUGUCAUCACCGCUGACCACUCACACGUCUUCGCCUUUGGGGGCUACACCCUGCGUGGCUCCUCCAUCUUCGCUCUGGGCCAAAAGAAAACUACUGAUGGGAAGAACUACACAUCGAUCCUCUACGGGAAUGGGCCAGGAUACCCAGGCGGCGUACGGCCUAACGUGGACCCAGAAACAGCCAUGCAGUUUGAUUACCAGCCACAAGCGGCUGUGCCACUGGAGUCAGAGACCCACGGUGGUGAGGACGUGGCCAUCCUGGCCAAGGGCCCCAUGGCCCACCUCUUCCACGGGGUGCAGGAGCAGACCUAUGUAGCCCAUGCCAUGGCCUACGCCGCCUGCAUCGAGCCCUACACUGACUGCCGCCAGCGGAACUCUGGCCCCGGCACCCGCGGCGCCCCCCUGGCCCUGCUCCUGCCCGCCCUCCUUCUGCACCUCUUCCGCUGAUCCCCUGUUCCUAGGGCACCCCACGGGACACACUCACGUUUUCCUCCCUCCCCACGGUGUGGC
Messenger RNA from Camarhynchus parvulus, 2384 nucleotides. It is a transcript of the gene ALPI, whose product is annotated as alkaline phosphatase, intestinal. Gene Ontology annotation, biological process: dephosphorylation. Bases 768 to 2321 code for a protein of 517 amino acids. The record is from RefSeq and is a predicted model, not a curated record. The transcript is spliced from 11 exons. Lineage: Eukaryota; Metazoa; Chordata; Aves; Passeriformes; Thraupidae. Gene Ontology annotation, cellular component: plasma membrane. Gene Ontology annotation, molecular function: alkaline phosphatase activity.